Messenger RNA from Durotheca rogersii, 2077 nucleotides. RefSeq lists its product as uncharacterized. Gene Ontology annotation, molecular function: DNA-binding transcription factor activity, RNA polymerase II-specific; RNA polymerase II cis-regulatory region sequence-specific DNA binding. Bases 1 to 1749 code for a protein of 582 amino acids. Lineage: Eukaryota; Fungi; Ascomycota; Sordariomycetes; Xylariales; Xylariaceae. The transcript has 2 exons. Gene Ontology annotation, cellular component: nucleus. The record is from RefSeq and is a predicted model, not a curated record. Gene Ontology annotation, biological process: regulation of transcription by RNA polymerase II.
AUGCAGACUAAUUUUGACGACGGCUUGCCCGUCAAUUUCGCCCCCCAUUACAGCCCGCUGGGCCCUAGACCAAACCGUUCGGCACAAGCAGCCGCUAGGUUGGCUGACCUGACCACCAUAGACACCUAUUAUAUCCAACCGCCAAGUCUUGGUGUCGGUGAAACUACCCAGCACCGUCAUCCCCAGUCAUCCCAGUCGCCGGAUCUGUACGGUCCACCCCUCAACACCUCUCUCCCGUCGUACCAGCCGUCGAUACUUCAAGUCCCCACCUCCUCGUCGCAAGGUAUAUGGGCCACGCCACCGUCUACUACCUGUGAGGUAGAAGACAUUGAACGUUGCUCUUUCCGCGGCUCGCCUGCUAGUGGCGUUGGUGGGAUUCCGCCGGGUGCCCGGGGCUCGGUUGGGCCAUCCAUAGCUAGCUCCGAAAGCUGGUCUCCUAGCACGCAGCAGCUCAGCUUUCACGGCUCGUUUCUCAGCGACCCUAGCAUGAAUUCGGAAUACACUGUUCAGCCGCACGCGCCGGAGCAGUACGAGCAAGAUGUCGCGGACCAGACGGCGUCGCUUUCGCUGUACGGAGACCCUAGCAUAGCCGUAACUAACGACCACAAUGCGAUCCACAGUGUACAGGCCGCACCAAACGACGUACCUCACUCCAGUCCCCAACCGAUCUCCCAGCACCAAACGCAGGUAAAGGAGGGCCUCGGCGCCGAGUAUAGUAUCAAUUCGGGAAACGAGCCGCAUGAGCCGGCUCGGGCGGGCCAGCAGAAUGCCGACGACGUAGCAAGGACGGAAGAGCCAUAUGCCGUGCUGAUACACCGAGCCUUCAUGAGUCGAGAGACCCAUGCGAUGACCUUGCAAGAGCUCUACCAGUGGUUCCGAGAGAACACCGAUAAGGGAAAGAGUGAGAAUAAAGGCUGGCAGAACAGCAUCCGGCACAACCUAAGUAUGAACCACGCAUUUAUCAAGCGAGACCGUCAGCCAAGGCCUGGAGAACCCCUAACUGAGUCAGGGGAGCCCAAGAAAUCGACAGAAUGGGUGCUCGAGGACUGGGCCGUGCAAGGUGUGCAGAGCACGACGCGUUACCGCAGCAAAGGGACAUCCAAUCGUCGGGGUGGUGCUCUAGGAUCCCACGGACGCUCUCGCGCAAACCUCUCCGGACGUGCCAACUCGGGCCGCAAGGGCGGACUUAGUGCCAGCAAGUCUAAAGCGGCCAGCAGAAGGGCGACCCUGAUCCAACGCCGGAACGAUGUAGCGGCCGACCGUGCCAGCAGCAGCAGCAGCAUGACCACUCUGACAGGAACUACGCAGCACCACCCCGUGCGUGACAUGAUGUAUAAUCAACAACACAUGGGAUUUCAGUAUCCGUUGCCCAACUUUCGAACCGAGUCAGCAACACCUGCCAACCCAGUGGUUGCAAACGAGAUGCUAUUCACGCCCCCACUACACCCCGCUGGACUCCCGGCUACGGAUUCUCAUCACAGUUUCGCGUAUCCCCACAAUUUCCAGUACAGUCAAAGCCAUCAUGCAGGUUAUCAUCAUAGCAGCAGCUUCUAUAAUUUCGGAGAUGUGACGGGAAUCUACCAACAACCACUGCCAAGUUCUGGGCAGGCAAGCCACGAACAAGCAUCGUCGUCAAUCAUUAAUGCAAGCCUCAGUGGCAUGUUCCCCGAUGCAUCGGAGAUGCGGGACAGCAAUGUUUCCUUCGCCUACUGGCAAGAUCGAGAGAACGGCAAUGUUUACGAGCCGUGAUUUAUUUACUCGAUACCCCCAUUCCCUUGCGGGGACGGAGCCAUUCUAUGCUGCUCCUUUUUUUUCCCCUUUUGUUCUUCUUUGAUUUCGGUUAUUUUUUUUUCUUCUCGCCUUUUUCCGUGUAACGACGCUAUGAACAGAUGCCGGUAGCUGUACCCGGGAUGCCAGGCCAUCCAACAGAAAUGCAUAGUGGUGGAGACUCCAACACCCUACAAUCUAUACCCUUAUAUCACCAGUAGGAACCCGGGAAGAAGGGAGAAAAAAAGAAAAUCUCAAUACCACCAUCGUCUUCUCCCUGUCUCACUCGCAGGAUGGCACCACCAACAUA